This is a messenger RNA of Zygosaccharomyces rouxii, 1068 nucleotides long. It is a transcript of the gene RAD55, whose product is annotated as putative DNA-dependent ATPase RAD55. The transcript has a single exon. Gene Ontology annotation, molecular function: ATP-dependent DNA damage sensor activity; ATP binding; four-way junction DNA binding. Gene Ontology annotation, biological process: reciprocal meiotic recombination; DNA repair; meiotic DNA recombinase assembly. Gene Ontology annotation, cellular component: Rad51C-XRCC3 complex; replication fork; Rad51B-Rad51C-Rad51D-XRCC2 complex. Bases 1 to 1068 code for a protein of 355 amino acids. The record is from RefSeq and is a predicted model, not a curated record. NCBI's taxonomy places the organism in Eukaryota, Fungi, Ascomycota, Saccharomycetes, Saccharomycetales, Saccharomycetaceae.
AUGGACAUCGGAAUACCACUUUCACAGCUUGCAUCACAGCAUCCCAUUUCAACAGGUUGCGAACCCCUGGAUUCAUCACUAGAAGGUGGAUUCAAACCGGGAUGUAUCUAUGAAAUUUACGGUCCGCCGGGGUCCUGUAAAGAGAUCUUGCUUAAAAAUGUUUUGAAUUCAUCCUCGAGAGAUAGGAUCAAGAACAAGAAGCACAGGAACUUGGUGAUUCAAACGCACAAACCAAUACUCUAUUCGCGCCUUGGCAACCAUAACAAUCAUAAUAAUACUACAUACACGACCCGCAUUACAAAGUUUUCACAGCUAUUACGUUUCCUGCAGCUCCGCGAGGACAAAGGAGAAGAAGAACAAAAACAACAUAAACAAGACUAUACUGUAUUGGUAAUUGACGGUUUCGCGCAGCUACUUGUGGAUCAUACAAAUUUUUCAAGGAGAUCAACCGCUGCCACCACUGCCACCAUCACGACUACACCGAAUGCCGGUUCCGACUAUACUACCAAGAGAUUGAAUUUACUAUUGUCCGUCUUAACCAGAUACGCUACUAGGCAUCAUACUAUUGUCAUUUUAGUGAAUCACAGUAUGGUUAUACAACGCGAGCAUAGCCCUAACCCUAAUACUAGCAGUAAUUUUCUUGUCACUAAUGCGUUGAAAAAAGGUGUAUUAACGAGUGCCCUAGAGUGGGGGAAUGCGCUUAGUGGAAAGGACGCCAUCGGUAGUAGAUUGUUGAAAUUUCGUUUGGGACUCUUUUGGGAUUGGGACCGAAACUCUAACAACAGCAACCACAAGGGUUCUACAACUUGUAAGCAUAUCAGUAGUCGUAGGCCGACCAUUGUAGUUCUACAAGGAGGGGGAUCCCGCCCAGAUGGUAAGCUUCCAGAAGGAACAGGAACCACAACCUCAACAAUAGCAUAUGAACUCAAUGAUAGUGAUUAUGGCUAUUACACCGACGACGACAAUGACGUAUUCGCCGUCCGUAGUUACGAAGAUCAGCAAGACCAGCAACGGCACCAGCAGCGUGAGCUGGAGGUGGAGCACACAACCAUUCAAGAUUCUCAGUAA